AUGGCUUCAGGCAAUUUCUUCAAGGCAGCGCUUGACAAAGGCGCAGGGCCGAGCCUCGGAUAUUGGCAGAUGAUGCCCAGCACCAACAUCUCACGCAUGCUCGCGCAGACGCCUGGCUGUGACUGGGUGUUGAUCGACUGCGAGCACGGUGAUCUUGACGAUCGAGAUAUGCGCCAGUGCGUCCCGGCCGUUGCAGCAGCUGGCGCAUCGCCGAUUGUGCGGAUCCCGAGUACAGAGCCAUGGCUCAUUAAGCGGGCGCUGGAUGCUGGCGCGCAUGGAGUGGGAGACCAAAUUCUCGUUCCCCUCCUGCAAACAGCGCAAGAGGCUCGCGAUAUCGUAAAGGCCGCCAAAUUUCCUCCCAUGGGCAACCGUGGUUUCGGCAGCCCAUUCUCCAUGGAUCGCUUCAAGCCCGUCCCUACUUCGGAUGAGUAUCUACAACAGGCCAACGACAGUCUACUAACCCUCGUUCAAAUCGAGACAAAGUCUGCUUUGGAUAGUCUCGAAGAAAUUGCAGCCGUCGAAGGUAUCGACGUAUUAUUCAUUGGCCCUUUUGAUCUCGGUAAUAGCAUUGGAUAUCCGAUCCUCAACGGUGUUGUGAAGCCAGAGCUCAAGGCUGCCGUUAAUCGCAUUCUUGAAGUUUCGCGUAAGGCGGGGAAGAAGUGCGGUAUUUAUUCUUCAUCUGCGGAGCAGGCCAAAGGAUAUGUCGAGGCUGGAUUUGAUAUGGUUCAUGUUGGGACGGACUUCGCGAUGCUGCAACAGGCUACGAGAUCUGAGAUGGGUACUGCUCAAGGGAAGGAUUUAGGAAAGCGCGUAGGCUAUUAA
Molecule: messenger RNA, 822 nt
Organism: Fusarium fujikuroi IMI 58289
Lineage: Eukaryota; Fungi; Ascomycota; Sordariomycetes; Hypocreales; Nectriaceae
Product: related to 2,4-dihydroxyhept-2-ene-1,7-dioic acid aldolase
Exons: 5
Coding region: 1-822 (273 amino acids)
Cellular component (GO): cytoplasm
Molecular function (GO): aldehyde-lyase activity
Source: RefSeq, a predicted model, not a curated record